CAAAGCAAUGCCAAUGGUAUGAUAACCCGACAAACAAGAUGAUAUGAGAUCCCGGGCAGAAUACAAGAAGCGGACAACAACAAACCUGCAUGGACAGCGAUCCACCCUGUGAUGCCGCAUGAACCGAGACCGUGAUCUUGAGAACGCUCGAAAGGACACCACCCUCUAGCUACCCCGUCUCGCCAUCAUGACCGUCUUCUCCCUAAUAAUCAUCAACAAAGCCGGCGGCCUAAUCUACCAGCGCGAAUUCCAACCGGGCCUCCGCAAACUCUCGACAAACGACUACCUCGUGCUGGCGGGGACAUUUCACGGAGUCCACGCAAUAACCCGAACCAUAACCCCCAAACUCCCCUACCUCGCAACAACCCCAGCCUCCAACACAAGCACAACCACAUCCUCAACACCCACAAGCGCAACAGCCCUCGCCUCCCCCUCGGGCACUACCACCCCGAUCCCCAACACGACAUCAACAGCAGCCACAUACAUGUACCCGAUCCCCGGCGUGGCGGCGACGGGGCUCGAUUCGCUGGAGACGGACAAGUUCCGGUUGACGUGCUUCCAGACGCUGACGGGGACCAAGUUCCUGCUGUUCACGGACCCGCACAUGGCCAACGUCGAGCCCGUCAUGCGGAAGAUCUACGAGUUCUACGCCGACUUCGUCAUGAAGAAUCCGUUCUAUCAAUUGGAGAUGCCUGUGCGGUGUGAGGCGUUUGAUCGGAAUUUGAAUGGGUGGUUGCGGGGCAGGACGUGAUUUUGCCUUGUUGCUUGGGAU
Molecule: messenger RNA, 772 nt
Organism: Aspergillus homomorphus CBS 101889
Lineage: Eukaryota; Fungi; Ascomycota; Eurotiomycetes; Eurotiales; Aspergillaceae
Product: trafficking protein particle complex subunit 4
Exons: 3
Coding region: 188-751 (187 amino acids)
Biological process (GO): endoplasmic reticulum to Golgi vesicle-mediated transport
Cellular component (GO): TRAPP complex
Source: RefSeq, a predicted model, not a curated record